This is a messenger RNA of Vanrija pseudolonga, 1320 nucleotides long. RefSeq lists its product as uncharacterized. The record is from RefSeq and is a predicted model, not a curated record. NCBI's taxonomy places the organism in Eukaryota, Fungi, Basidiomycota, Tremellomycetes, Trichosporonales, Trichosporonaceae. The transcript is spliced from 3 exons. Bases 1 to 1320 code for a protein of 439 amino acids.
AUGAACGCCUUGGAGACGAGUUCGUCCUGUAGCGCCUGCGAUGCCAGACUCGAACCCGAGCUCCAAGAGUACCAGCCGCCCCUGAGCCCCCCGAUUCGUGACCUGGCCGACCUCCCGAAGCGGCCCUUCAUCACCAAUGACAAGACGGACGCAGACCAGCUUCGUCGUCACAAGGCGUACUCGAAGCGUGACUCGGGCAAGCUUCUCAAGGAGGCCGAGUAUGAGCGCGACCCCACGCUCGUCGAGGUGAUCCCCGAGGAGCGGUGCCGCCGCUGCUCGUCGCAGUACUGGCGCUGUUUUGUCGAGCGCAACCCCGACUCGCCGCGCCGCGUGUGCCGCCCGUGUGGCAAGAACAAGUGCAGCUUUGGCAACUCGCCCAACCGCCCGGCCACGUUUGACGACACCAUGCCCCCGCCGCUCCAGUACCAGCAGUCGCACGCGCAGCUCGAGCACGCUGCCACCGCCUCGCACAUGCCGAUCCCUAUUACCCCCGCUUCGCAGUGGCGAUCCUUUGGUGCGAGUGUGGACCCUGGCAGCUCGAGCAGCAACAUUGGGCCCAUCCGUCCCCGCCCCCGCGCCCUCUCCCUCACCCCGCGCCAGUUCCCCGGUGCCAUGUACGCGGACCGCUGGCGCGAGUUCGACAUUGCAUCGCCGGCCGACAGCCCGCCGAUGCUCGACGACUCUCAGGACCGCGACAUGCCCGACAGCAGCGGCUGGGCCACCCCAUGCACCGAGCUGUCGAGCCCGCGCACCGACUCGGGCAUGUACGAGCCCAUGGUCGCGUUGACCACGGCCGUCACCAAGCUGUCACCCGCCACGCGGCCGUCGCCAGCCACGGCCACACCCAAGCUCCCGUCGUCGUCGUCGACAUCAUUAUCGUUGUCUUCGUCGUCGUCGUCGUCGUCGUCGCCGCCCCCGCCGCCGGGCAAGCACCUCGAGUGGCUCGGUGCCGUGCUCAAGAUUGCGUCCAUCAGCUCGGAGGACGACCGCAAGAAGCUCAUGGCGGACGUUGCCAUCACGGGUGACCUCGACCCCGACGCCCAGGCCCGCUGGGUCCAGGACGUUACCGAGACGUGGUUGCGUAACCACGACGUCGAGGAGCGCCUCAAGGCCGAGGACAAGCGCGUGACGGCGGAAAACAUCAAGGCGAUCGAGGCGAGGACCCGGGCGCUCGAGGAGCGUACGUCGAUCCUGGAGUCGUGGGCCGAGCGCCCCCGUGACCUUUCGACGACUGACACCAUGCUCAACGACAGCGGUGCGGCUCGUUACCGCUGGUGCCCGCCAGCCGCGCUACCAGCGCGUUCCCCCGCGGGUGUGUAA